AUGACUCAGAAUACCUGGGGAUUUGAAAACUUUCAAGAUGAAUUCAAACUCCUUCUAAUGCUGUUAGAAUACAGCAGAGCUGGACCCUGGUUAGGAGUAGAAUGGGACAAUGCCGAGAGAGGAAAGCAUGAUGGCAGCCACGAAGGGACUGUGUAUUUUAAAUGCAGGCACCCAACAGGAGGGUCUUUUAUCCGCCCUAACAAGGUGAAUUUUGGAACAGACUUUCUUACUGCAGUUAAGAACCGCUACAUGUUAGAGGAUGGACCAGAGGACGAUGGAAAAGAGCAGGUUGUUACCAUUGGAAAUAAACCUGUGGAAACGGUUGGUUUUGACUCUAUUGUAAAACAGCAAAGUCAGCUGAGCAAGUUGCAAGAAAUUUCUCUGAGGAACUGUGCAGUCAGUUGCGCUGGUGAAAAAGGAGAAAUUACCAAAGCAUGUCCAAAUAUUAGAGAGAUAGAUUUGUCAAGAAACCUGUUGUCAUCCUGGGAUGAAGUGACUCGAAUUGCUGAUCAGCUCAAACACCUGGAAGUUCUUAAUCUCAGUGAGAAUAAGCUAAGCUUUACUUCGGGUUUAGCAUCUCCAGUCGGCACGUUUUCUGCACUGAAGGUUUUAGUCCUCAACCAAACAGGAGUAACGUGGGCUGAGGUGCUCCGGUGUGCUGCGGGGUGCCCAGCCCUUGAGGAGCUGUACCUGAAGGCCAACGGCAUUUUCAUUUCAGAAAGGCCAACUGAUGUUCUACAGACAGUCAAGUUAUUAGACCUUUCCUCGAAUCAGUUAAUUGAUGAAAAUCAGCUGUUUUUGCUAGCAUAUCUACCCAGGUUAGAGCAAUUAAUCCUCUCUAACGUUGGACUUUCCUCGAUACACUUUCCAGAUGCUGGCGCUGGGCGCAAGACGUCCAUGUUCCCGUCCUUGCAGUACCUCGUCGUAAAUGACAACCAGAUUUCACAAAAGAGCUUCUUCCCAGCGUGCGCAGUGCGUGGCCGCCGGCUUCCACUCUCGUGGCCGGGUUUGGGGCUCUUCCGUUUAAAAAAUCCCUUAGAGUCACGAGAGGUUCGUCCUCAGAGCGCAGCUCCUCGUGUAAAGUCAGAACCAGGAGGAAAGAAGCGACUGUGGCUCGCGCUUCGGCGGACGCUCGUCUUCAGCGGCGCCGCCAGCGGGGGCGCGGGUGCCAGCUGCGGCGGGCUCAUCCGGGGACACGAAGAGGCUCUGCUGACGCGGGUUUCUCCUCCCAGUGGCCUUGAUCGCGCACCCCUCGUUUCUCCGACAGAAUAUGGCGCACCUGAAGACGGGGAACUCAGAACACAGCCACCAUUUGUGCUCAAAAACCAGUUACUGACAUUGAAGAUAAAAUAUCCUAAUCAACCCAAUCGGAAAUUCCUAGAGAAACAACUGCCAGACUCCAUGACAGUUCAAAAGGUGAAGGGCUUGCUGUCACGCCUUCUCAAAGUGCCUGUGUCAGACCUGCUGUUGUCCUACGAAAGUCCUAAAAUGCCAGGCAGAGAGAUUGAGCUGGGAAAUGACCUCCAGUCAUUACAGUUUUAUUCUGUGGAAGAUGGAGAUUGCCUAUUAGUGCGAUGGUCAUAACCAACUAACAAAAUUUAGAGACUAGACUGCUUAUCAUGUGUGGGGUUCCCCAGAAACGAAUGACUUACUGCAACAGUUCCACUAGCCAAAAAAUGAGGUUCUAAAACUUGCACUAAGUAUAAAACAAAGGAUGUAUUUUUCAUUUGGAAGAGACCAUUCUAGGCUUGUAUAUGAUAGCAAUAAUAAAGGCUUUGAACCUACUAA
This is a messenger RNA of Carlito syrichta (Philippine tarsier), 1788 nucleotides long. Its product is annotated as tubulin-specific chaperone E-like. The record is from RefSeq and is a predicted model, not a curated record. Gene Ontology annotation, biological process: protein folding. Lineage: Eukaryota; Metazoa; Chordata; Mammalia; Primates; Tarsiidae. Gene Ontology annotation, molecular function: alpha-tubulin binding.